AUGAGGGUAAGGAGUGAGGGAGGUCCCAAGUUACCCAAGCCCAACACCUCACCACCGCACCACCUCGAGUCACACAUUGGACGAGACGGGAGGUGGGACACUGCCACUGCCCUCCACUGGGCCCUGGCCAUUGCGUUACCUCACGCUUCGGCUUCGCUGGGCUGGCGGAGGGGCCGCCGCUUGGGGGUGCCGCUGGGGGCCGCUGGGGGCCACUCGGAGGUUUUGUCCGCUGGAAACAAAUCAACAACGGUCCAGCGGACGGGGCCUAUUCUUGCUUCAUUUUUCAUGCUCAACUGCCACUGA
Molecule: messenger RNA, 303 nt
Organism: Colletotrichum orchidophilum
Lineage: Eukaryota; Fungi; Ascomycota; Sordariomycetes; Glomerellales; Glomerellaceae
Exons: 1
Coding region: 1-303 (100 amino acids)
Source: RefSeq, a predicted model, not a curated record